GUUUCAGGUGUCUCCACCAGGUGAAGUCGAUCAACUGAAGGAUGACGUCUACAUGUCCACCCACCUCCACAGCUCCGCACAAUGUAACCAAACUGUAAUAACAGCACAGUUUAUCUUACAGGUAGAGGUGAAGGUUUAUCCUUCAGAAACACUGUUCAUUUAUUUAUCACCUGAGGAAGAGGAGGAGGAAGAGGAAGACCGCGGCUCAUGGCUCUGAUUGUGGUCGCUGUCAUACUGCUGCUGACCGGGAAGUGGGACAAGACUGUCCUCGCAGACGCUCAGUCCUGUGUGGAUGAGAGCAGGUUUAAGGAGCAGGUGCUCCAUGUGGGGCGGCAGGAGCCUCCAUAUCGGCUGAGCUGCCCUCUGGAGCCCCGGAGCUCCCCCCAGCCCAAACUGACCUGGCAGAAGGACUGCCAGCCGCUCCUCACUCAGGAAGGGAAGGCCUACCUGGAGUUUACCAGCCUCAGCUUGGACGACCAAGGGAAUUACACCUGUGUGCAACAGGGCAACAGCACGGCCUCAUUCACUGUGCGCCUCAUAGUUAAAGAGUCCCAGUGCUCCAAAGCCCCAGAAUUUAAAUCGAAGGGGGGCGAACUCUGGAAUAUUGAGGGAUCCACUGAGACGCUGAACUGCACUGCUCUCCUCCUCUGGGACCCAACAGAGGAGCACUGUGACACCACGCUGCGGUGGAGCAAAGAUGGCCAACCCCUCACCAACCACACACAUUACACGGAGAAUACCUCCUCAUGGUCUCCUGUCGCUGGUCAGCUGAUGGUAAACAGUCUGCUGGUGAUCAACCUCACAGAGCGGGAAGAUUUUGGGCUCUACAGCUGCACAGUGAGGAACAAUUCCACUGACUUCACCUUGAAGUAUUCAUACAUCUUUGUGUGCCCACGCUACCUCGGCUCUGGCCCCAACCACACAGGUGCUGUCAUCGCAGCCAUCGUCCUCCUCCUUGCCCUGGCUAUAGCUGCUAUUGUGUACUCCAGGUGUCACCUGAACAUCAAACUCUGGUACAGGAACUCCUACGGAGACUAUGAACUCAACGAUGGCAAAUUAUAUGAUGCCUAUAUCUCCUAUGUGAACAAUGAUCAUGACAGGAAGUUUGUCAACUUUAUUUUUAAACCUCACCUGGAGAAUAAAAACGCGUACAAGGUGCACCUCAAUGACAACGAUAUCCUACCUGGCUCAGAACCUUCUGCAGAGCUGCUGAUGAACAUGAGUCGCUCUCGGCGUCUGAUCGUGUUGCUCUCUUAUGCUUACCUUGAGCAGGACUGGUGCAUCAAUAACUUCAGACAGGGCCUUCUGCACCUGUUGGAGUUGUGUCCGCGGCCCAUCCUCAUCAUGCUGCAGGGUCAGUCCAAACGCAUGAGGCAUGACAUCAAGCAGCUGCUCAGUGAGCACGAGCACUGCCUCACCGUACUCACCUGGAGGCAGAACUCUGUGACGCCAUCCUCAGCGUUCUGGAAGGAGCUGGCCUUAGCGAUGCCUCGCAGAGUCGUCUUCCGCAGCGAGUCUGCAGGCGACCCUCAGACUGUGCUACAUAAUGACAAGGACCCCAUGCUGACCCUCGACUCCAACUACCUGGACACUCGCUCAGACACUGACCCUGCUGGAGAUCUGGGGCUUCGCCUCCCUGUGUACAAGGCUCUGGCCUUUAAAGCUCCAGUCCUCCCCGCCGCUCCCAUCACCGCAGCUGAGCCCAAAACCUCCGACAUCGACGUGUCGGACCUGGGAUCACGCAACUACGGAGCCCGCUCAGACUUCUACUGCCUGGUCACUGAGGAAGACAUAUGAUCGACGCUCCCCUCACUUCUACUGAUCACCUACAUGGAGAUCCUCUUUAGCAUUGCUUUAUCUAGUAAAUGUGUUUUUCUUGUUAUGUAUAGUGUGUUGUUAAAAUCAAAGUGUGUGUUCAGUUUUUCUGUUGCCACUUACCAAAGAAUGAUUUUUACUGUUUUUUGUAUUUUAUACUGUAAAUAUUUUAUGAGAAAUUGUACAAGAAAUUAUAUUAUGUGUCAAUCAGGGAAAGAAGUAACUUUUGAUUGUCUUUUCACUGCCAACAUCUCGAUGAAGUCCCCAGCAGAGGGCAGAGUCAUGUCAGAUAAGAUUAAGGAUUUCUGCUUUUCAUGCAGUUUGUCAUAAUUUGGCAGCUGACACUGGCACACAGAGGUUCGGGAAAGACAGAGAAAAUACAUUUAACAGAGUGUUAAAGUCAGAUUUGAUCACUGGUAUCUGUUUGCAUACCAGAUAAAUGACACAGCUCAUGACUGAAGAACUCAUACUUCUUGACAUUUGUGUUCAGGUGGAGGCUUUGUGUGUGAUGUAAACAGACUCUGAUAGCAACACCAGCAAUCACGCUAAUAAAACAGUUUGACAAAA
Molecule: messenger RNA, 2382 nt
Organism: Sebastes umbrosus (honeycomb rockfish)
Lineage: Eukaryota; Metazoa; Chordata; Actinopteri; Perciformes; Sebastidae
Gene: sigirr
Product: single immunoglobulin and toll-interleukin 1 receptor (TIR) domain
Exons: 10
Coding region: 208-1797 (529 amino acids)
Biological process (GO): signal transduction
Source: RefSeq, a predicted model, not a curated record